GAUAGUUCAACACUUGAAAGUACCAGUGUGCAAAUUUCAAUUAACUGCCGUGAACUUCGCGCAAAUCGAGAUCGCUAAAUCCGGAAACGAUAACAAUAAAAAGUCCCAUACUUGUCUAGCAGUCACAGAAUCGUCCAGUUUUGUUGACACAACAAGAUGAGGAUUGCUCUAGUUCUAGCGCUCGUUCUUCUGAUAUCAGUAAGCAGCAGCGACGCCUGGGGACGUCGUGCAUGGCGCAGAUUCAAACGCAUCGCUGUUCGAGCAGUCAAAAGUUACGUCAUCAAAAAAGUCGUCGGAGCUGCUAUAGUUGCAGUCGGCAAAAGAAGUGCGAGCGACUUGGAUACAAAUAUGGAUGGUGUGUUGGACAAAGCGGAGAUCGAGUCGAUACUUAACACCAGAGAUGCCCAGGAAUUUAUCCGUGUCGCUGAUGAAGAUGGCGACGAUGAGAUCAGCAUUGACGAAUUUGAAAAGGCAGUGAAGCAAAUAGAAAACCUUUAAAAAAAGUCUGGUGAACCGCAAACGAGUCAUCAUCAUCCAGUAACUCAUGCUUAAAUUAUACUUGUGCUGGGGUGAAUAUAAAUACACUCCAUUUUUGUUUUGAAUUAUUGUAAUAAAGUGCAGUUCAACAAA
This is a messenger RNA of Gigantopelta aegis, 630 nucleotides long. RefSeq lists its product as uncharacterized. Gene Ontology annotation, molecular function: calcium ion binding. The record is from RefSeq and is a predicted model, not a curated record. The transcript has 5 exons. Lineage: Eukaryota; Metazoa; Mollusca; Gastropoda; Neomphalida; Peltospiridae. Bases 157 to 498 code for a protein of 113 amino acids.